Dacryopinax primogenitus is the source of this 1546-nucleotide messenger RNA. RefSeq names its product PLP-dependent transferase. The record is from RefSeq and is a predicted model, not a curated record. NCBI's taxonomy places the organism in Eukaryota, Fungi, Basidiomycota, Dacrymycetes, Dacrymycetales, Dacrymycetaceae. The transcript is spliced from 6 exons. The coding region runs from base 1 to 1461 and encodes 486 amino acids. Gene Ontology annotation, cellular component: cytosol. Gene Ontology annotation, molecular function: pyridoxal phosphate binding; transaminase activity.
AUGGCUCCUGUUGCUACUAGGACUGCUGAGAUUUCAACCGCUGCUCCCGGUGUGGAGUCGAAGAAGGUCGCAGGGAUAAACGCGGCUGCUGAUCCUCCUUCAGCUUAUACAAAGGACACGGCGAUCUUGCACCGGACGCCAUUCCAGCCUCCGACUGCUGUAUCGGCGGAGGGUCUCUACUUUACCCUGGCGGAUGGGACGCGUAUUAUCGAUGCUGUUGGCGGUGCGGCUGUGACGUGCAUUGGGAACGGGAAUCCAGUCGUCAAGCAGGCGAUCAAGGAUCAGGUGGAGAAGUUGUCACCGGUUCCUAACAUGGGCAGGUCUAACGAGCCUGCCGAAGAACUAGCGAAACUCUUGCUCGAAUACGCGCCAGGUGCCUUUGAGCAAGUCGCAUUCGUCGCCGGCGGGUCGGAGGCGAUGGAGGCUGUUAUCAAGCUCGCUCGUCAAUACUUCUGGGAGACGAAGCAGCCCCAACGUACAAAGUUCAUCUCUCGCCAGCUGUCCUAUCACGGGAACACGCUCGGCGCGCUGUCGCUGAGUGGUCACCCAGGCCGAAGGAAGGUCUUCGAAGGCAUAUUGAACCAUGAUUCGUUCCAUCAUGUCUCCCCUGCCUAUGCGGCGCGGUUCAAGACACCAGGCGAGACGGAUGAGGAGUACGUUGCGCGCCUAGCCAAGGAGUUGGAGGACAAGUUCCAGGAACUUGGGCCGGAUACCGUCAUUGGCUUCGUCGCCGAGACUGUGGUAGGGGCGACUACGGGAUGCGUCGCUGCGCCUAAAGGAUACUUCCCUGCCAUGAAAGCCGUUUGCGAGAAACACGGUGCCCUGUUCAUCCUGGAUGAGGUUAUGAGCGGAAUGGGCCGCAUGGGCACUACGAUGCAUGCUUGGCAGACAUACGGAGAUAAUGUCGCUCCUGAUAUUCAGGCGAUCGCUAAGGGACUUGGAGGGGGAUACGUUUCCAUCGGCGCGGUACUGAUGUCCCCCCGGGUCGCAAAAGGGAUUCGGGAGGGAAGUGGGUACUUCUUCCAUGGUCAUACCUAUCAGGCGCAUCCGACCACCGCUGCUGGAUCUCUCGCGGUCCAGAAGGUGAUCCGUGAGAACGACUUGCUAAAGAAAGCUGCCGAGGCAGGGGAGUACCUCUCCUCCCAGCUGCGUGCCACCCUCCGAUCCCCAUCAAGCAUCGUCGCUCCCUACAUCUUCGAUAUCCGCGGGGGCGGCGCCUUCUGGGGGAUCGAGUUUGAUCUCGGGGAGAAACAGACGCCUAAGCCGUUCGGCGCGCUCGUACAGGCUAAGACGAUGCAGAAGGGGUUGAUCGUCAUCGCCAUGGCCGGAUCGUUAGAUGGGGGCAAAGGGGAUUACGUGAUCCUUGCACCGCCGUACAACGUUACGAAGGAGGAGAUGGAUGAGAUUGUGAAACGGUUGAAUGAGAGCUUGGAGGAGCUCGUUAGGGAGUACCUUGUGUAACCAGGAUACUCGGAAAGACGUGUACAAAUACAAUAGAUGCGGCAGCGUUAAGACCGGGUUAACGUUAUGUACAAGCUAUGUUGAC